Messenger RNA from Elephantulus edwardii (Cape elephant shrew), 1866 nucleotides. RefSeq names its product glycosylphosphatidylinositol anchor attachment 1 (gene GPAA1). The transcript has 12 exons. The record is from RefSeq and is a predicted model, not a curated record. NCBI's taxonomy places the organism in Eukaryota, Metazoa, Chordata, Mammalia, Macroscelidea, Macroscelididae. The coding region runs from base 1 to 1866 and encodes 621 amino acids. Gene Ontology annotation, biological process: attachment of GPI anchor to protein. Gene Ontology annotation, cellular component: GPI-anchor transamidase complex; membrane.
AUGGGUCUGCUGUCGGACCCGGUGCGCCGGCGCGCGCUCGCCCGUUUGGUGCUGCGGCUCAAUGCACCCCUCUGCGUGCUGAGCUACGUGGCCGGCAUCGCCUGGUUUGUGGCGCUGGCCUUCCCGCCGCUGACCCAGCGUACCUACAUGUCGGAGAACGCCAUGGGCUCCACCAUGGUGGAGGAGCAGUUUGCAGGUGGAGAACGGGCCCGGGGCUUUGCCCGCGAUUUUGCUGCCCACCGCCGAAAGUCGGGGGCUCUGCCAGUGGCCUGGCUGGAGCGGACCAUGCGGUCAGUGGGGCUGGAAGUGUAUACGCAGACCUUCUCCCGGAAAUUGCCUUUCCCGGACGAGACCAACGAGCGCUAUAUGGUGUCUGGUAACAACGUAUAUGGCAUCCUGCGGGCCCCACGUGCGGCCAGCACCGAGUCCCUGGUCCUCACUGUGCCCUGUGGCUCCGACUCCACCAACAGUCAGGCAGUGGGGCUGCUGCUGGCACUCGCUGCCCACUUCCGAGGACAGAUUUACUGGGCCAAGGACAUCAUCUUCUUGGUCACCGAGCAUGAUCUUCUGGGCACCGAGGCCUGGCUUGAGGCGUACCAUGAUGUCAAUGUCACCGGUAUGCAGUCCUCACCACUGCAGGGCCGUGCUGGGGCCAUCCAGGCAGCUGUGGCUGUCGAGCUGAGCAGUGAUGUGGUCACAAGCCUGGAUGUGGCCGUGGAGGGACUCAACGGGCAGCUGCCCAACCUUGACCUGCUCAACCUCUUCCAAACCUUUUGCCAGAAAGGGGGGCUGCUGUGCACACUGCAGGGCAAGCUGCAGUCCCAGGACUGGACGUCACUGGACGGGCCCCUUCAGGGGCUGCAGACGUUGUUACUGAUGGUGCUGAGACAGGCCUCAGGUCGCCCCCACGGCCCCCACGGCCUCUUCCUACGCUACCGUGUAGAGGCCCUGACGCUGAGGGGCAUCAACAGCUUCCGGCAGUAUAAGUACGACUUAGUGACAGUUGGCAAGGCCCUGGAGGGCAUGUUCCGGAAGCUCAACCACCUGCUGGAGCGCCUACACCAGUCUUUCUUUCUCUAUCUGCUGCCUGCCCUCUCCCGCUUCGUGUCCAUCGGCCUCUACAUGCCUGCUGUCGGCUUCCUGCUCCUUGUCCUGGGGCUCAAGGCUCUGGAACUAUGGAUGCAGCUCCAUGAGGCCGGAGCAGGCCCAGAGGAGACCGUGGGAACUUCUGGACCUGCACCCCCUCUCCCUGCAACACAGGGCGUGGGGCUGGCCUCGCUUGUGGCCCCCCUGCUGGUCUCUCAGGCUGUGGGCCUGGCACUCUACGUCCUACCUGUGCUGGGCCAGCACAUUGCUGCUCAGCACUUCCCCGUGGCCGAGGCUGAGGCCGUGGUGCUGACAUUGCUGGCCAUCUACGCGGCAGGCCUAGCCCUCCCGCACAACACCCACAGGGUAAUGAGCACACCUGCUACAGACAGAGGCUGGAUGGCACUGAAGCUGGUGGCCCUCAUCUACCUGGCCCUGCAGCUGGCCUGCAUUGUCCUCACCAACUUCGCACUGGGCUUCCUGCUGGCAGCCACCAUGGUGCCUGCUGCUGUGCUUACCGAGCCCCACGGGCCCCGGCCAUUCUAUGCUGCCCUCCUGGUGCUGAGCAGCCCGGCGGCCACACUCCUGGGCAGCCUGUUCAUGUGGAGGGAGCUGCAGGAGGCCCCACUGUCCCUGGCCGAGGGCUGGCAGCUCUUCUUGGCAGCUCUGGCCCAGGGUGUGCUCGACCACUACAGCUUCGGCUCCUGGCUCUUCCCAGUGCUCGCCCUCGGCCUGCACCCCUGCUGGCUGCUCUUCUGGAACGUGCUCUUCUGGAAGUGA